This is a messenger RNA of Corticium candelabrum, 944 nucleotides long. Its product is annotated as regulator of microtubule dynamics protein 1-like. The record is from RefSeq and is a predicted model, not a curated record. Gene Ontology annotation, molecular function: microtubule binding. Gene Ontology annotation, cellular component: cytoplasm; spindle microtubule; mitotic spindle pole. The transcript has 9 exons. NCBI's taxonomy places the organism in Eukaryota, Metazoa, Porifera, Homoscleromorpha, Homosclerophorida, Plakinidae. Bases 103 to 810 code for a protein of 235 amino acids.
UUCACGCACUCGACUUCUCUCUACGUAGAGGAUCAGCUUCUAGACUCAGAUUUACGGUUGUCUCGAUCCUUCUAUCCAUCUGAGGCUGUUUUGACAGAAAAUAUGGCGAAAGCUGAGAGCACUGACGAUCGUGAACUUAUACAGAAGGCUGACGAGUUGUACGAAGCUGGAGAAUGGCGUCAGAUCUACGAGCUUCUCGGUGCCCAUCGUGACAGUUCAAAUCCUGAUGUUCUGUGGAGACUAGCACGAUCAGUAAGGGACGCUUCGCAGCUUGCAGACACAAGCAAAGAGGAAAAGAAGAGACUGACUUAUGAGCAAGUAGAUAUUUCUAGAAAAGCCGUCGAGCUUGGACCGAAUAACUAUGCGUGUCAUCAGUGGUGUGGAAUUUCAUUGUCCGAUGUUGGUGACUAUGAAGGAAGCAAGGCCAAGAUCAACGAUGCAUACCGCAUCAGAGAACAUUUUGUGAAAGCAGUUGAGCUAAAACCUGAAGAUCCGUUGUCGCAUUAUCUUCUUGGAAAGUGGUGCUUUGAAGUGACAGACAUGCCGUGGUUAGUGCGCAAGAUCGCGAGUGUCUUGUUCGCCACGCCUCCGACAUCAACUUUUGAAGAGGCUCUCAACUGCUUUGAUCGGGCUGAAAAAAAUGCUCCUAAUUUCUAUUGCGACAAUCAGCUGAUGCUCGGAAAGACACAUCUAAAACUGGGACACAAAGAAGAAGCUAGAGAAUGGCUUACAAAGGCUCUGAAAUGCGAUUCGAAUCAGCCGGAAGACGUCAAGUCCAAAGAUGAAGCGAAAGAGCUUCUUCGAUUGUGACAAAUCUGUUUGCAUUUGUUUUAUUAUAUUUAUUUUAGUAGUUGCUCAUUUUAUUGCCUGGCAAGGGACAAUUAACUUGGUAAAAUCAAUGGCAAUUCUAUUGCAUGGGCAUUAAAUCUGCGAGACGCUACGAA